Anarrhichthys ocellatus (wolf-eel) is the source of this 2109-nucleotide messenger RNA. RefSeq names its product double-stranded RNA-specific editase B2. Gene Ontology annotation, cellular component: nucleolus; cytoplasm. Bases 1 to 2109 code for a protein of 702 amino acids. Gene Ontology annotation, molecular function: adenosine deaminase activity; tRNA-specific adenosine deaminase activity; double-stranded RNA adenosine deaminase activity. Gene Ontology annotation, biological process: RNA processing; adenosine to inosine editing. The transcript has 9 exons. NCBI's taxonomy places the organism in Eukaryota, Metazoa, Chordata, Actinopteri, Perciformes, Anarhichadidae. The record is from RefSeq and is a predicted model, not a curated record.
AUGGGGAAGUGGGAGCAGGUGAGCAGAAGGUCUGGUGGCUUCAGGGCUCAUGAGACAGGUACAAGCAGUUUGGAGGUGAAAGAGAACCGGGAUGAUAUAAGCCAGGUGGACUGUGACCUGCUACGAAAGUAUCAUCCAUCGGCAUUUUGCACGACUUUCCCCAAACACGGGCCAAGAGCACCGAAGAGGAAGCGGCCGCUGGCGGAUGGAAAAGACCGGCUGCUCUACCAAAGCCACUCGACCUGUAAAAGAGCAGCCUGGACGGUCACUCGGAAGAACGCGCUGGUGCAGCUGAACGAGUUGCGGCCCGGUCUGCGGUAUGAGAUCCUGUCAAAGACGGGCCCUCUGCAUGCUCCGGUGUUCUCUGUAGGCGUCGAGGUAAACGGCUUCCACUUCGAGGGCCGAGGACCAACGAAAAAACAGGCCAAGAUGAGGGCUGCAGAACUGGCCCUCCGGUCGUUCAUCCAGUUCCCAAACGCCUCCCAGGCUCACGCCACCAUGGGGAGCUUCGCCAGCACUCCUGCAGAUUUUACAGCGGACCAACUGGACAUCCCCGACGCCUUCCUCACAGAGUUUGAGCUGCGUGAGAGCUGCGAUCUGCUGCACUGCAACACACCGAAGAAAGAGUUGUUUUCCAGCGUGUACAACCACAGGCGGCUUGUCCGACUCACACUGGACUUCUCCUCGAGUCAUCCAAAAAGACGAGCCCUCAGCACCUCACUUUUAGAGCAACUCAGCCCGGUGGCGCUGCUCAACGAGCUGCGACCGGGACUCAGGUACAUGUGCCUGACGGAGAGGGUUCACGGCAGGCCAGUGAGGAGUUUCGUUAUGGUGGUCCGGGUGGAGGGGAGGGUGUUUGAAGGGUGCGGUCACAGUAAAAGGUUGGCCAAGGCCCAGGCAGCCGCGGCCGCCCUGCAGUCUCUUUACAACGUAAGUCUGGGACCAGCAAGGAAAGUCUCGGGUCUCCAGCAUCAGCUACCUCAGUUCUUCGCAGAGUCGAUCUUCCGCCUGGUUGGAGAGAAAUACUCAGAGCUGACAGACGGCUGCUCCUCUACCUCCUCGUACGCCCGUCACAAAGUCCUGGCAGCGGUCGUAAUGACCAGAGGAUUUGACCUGAGGUCGGCGCAGGUUGUGUCUCUGGCCACGGGGACUAAGUGUCUGGACUCGGACAACGUCGGCGACCGCGGCGGUACGCUCAGCGACUGCCACGCCGAAGUCCUCAGCCGGAGGGCGCUGGUUCGAUUCCUGUAUGGCCAGCUGGAGCUGCUGCUCUGUGAGCCAGCAGACUGUGAGGAACAAUCCAUCUUCGUACCAAAUAAAGACGGCGGCGGCGGCAGCUUCCGGCUGCGGGACGGCGUCCUCUUCCACAUGUACGUCAGCUCGUCGCCGUGUGGAGACGCUCGACUCAACUGCCCCUACGAGACCACAGCUGCAUGUGAGACCAACACGUAUCCCAGCAGGAGGUUUCACUGUCACCUCAGGGUGAAGGUGGACGGAGGCGAGGGGACGCUGCCCAUCACAGCGGGAAGAGCCAAUCAGAACCUGGGCGGCGUGUCGCUGGGCAAACCUCUCGUCACCAUGUCCUGCACUGACAAGAUGGCAAAGUGGAGCAUUGUGGGCCUCCAGGGGGCUCUCCUGUCUCACCUGGUGGAGCCGGUUUACCUGCACAGCCUGACGGUGGGGACGCUCAGCCACACGGGUCACCUGAGCCGGGCCGUGGGACGCCGCCUCGCGCCCGUCAAGCGCCUCCCCUUCCCGUACCAACGACAGCAGCUGCUGCUCGGCUGUCUGAGCAGCAGCGAGGUUCGGCCGGCGGGCAAAGCACCGAACGUCAGCGUGAACUGGACCCGGGGUGACGGAGGCCUGGAGGAGAUCAACACCUCCACAGGAAGGAGGAAGGACUCGGGGAUGCCGUCGCGGCUCUGCAGGCUCUCCAUGUUCGCCCGCUGGCAAAGGCUGCAGCAGCAGUUGAACGGGGAAGAAACCACUCUAAGGACAUAUUCUGGUUCCAAGAUGGCUGCUGAACGGUACCAAAGGGCGAUGCUGCAGUUCACCAGCGCUCUGCAGGGCGGAGGGCUGGGGACUUGGCUCAGAAAACCUCCAGAAUAA